This is a messenger RNA of Eutrema salsugineum, 1074 nucleotides long. RefSeq lists its product as uncharacterized. Lineage: Eukaryota; Viridiplantae; Streptophyta; Magnoliopsida; Brassicales; Brassicaceae. Bases 1 to 1074 code for a protein of 357 amino acids. The record is from RefSeq and is a predicted model, not a curated record. The transcript is spliced from 5 exons.
AUGCGAGCAGUGCUUAUGUGGACUAUAAGUGAUUUUCCUGCUUACGGGAUGUUAUCGGGAUGGACUACGCAUGGUCGGUUGUCGUGUCCGUAUUGUCUUUAUCGUGAGAUCCCUUAUGCACAUUUGACGGUGCAUGAUAUCAUUGCACAGCCGGGCCGAGAGAGACUUACUAAACUAGAUCCUGAUCUUCCGCCGGGUGCACAUUGGUUUGGCAUUCAUAGCAAGGUUGACCGCACGGUUUCUGAUAUUAUCAAGUCCUACUUUGUGGAGCCUCAUUGCAAUCUCACCCAGCUUUCACAGCAUACCAUUGACACAUGGUUCAAAAUAUUUGCGCAACGGUAUGACUGGGAUGAGAAAGACCAUAGCGAGGUGGAGAGACUCUUUACGGAGAGAGUGAAGCUUCGACUUAUGGGCACGGUUUCCGAUUGGAAGAAAUCGUGGAAAGUCAUUGGCGAUGAUGCAAAGCCUAUUAGCAUGGACCCUGAGGUGUGGAAGGGUUUGGUGCAAUACUGGUUGAUUCUGCAUUCGCAGGAGGUUGCGGAAAAGUGUUCUAUUUCUCGCAAUGCGACUGAUUCAGAGGGUCAGAAGAAGGUUUUUCCUCAUACAGCUGGCCAAACACCAUUUGGAGGCUGCCGAGAAUGGAGGCGAAUUCCCGUCAUGAGAGAGGUUUUCGCGAAGUGUCAUCGGAAAAAGGAUGGCGCAUUCGUUUCUGAGAAAGCCGAGCAGCUCUAUAAUGAAGUUACUUCAAAGGUUGCUGAGCGAGAGACCCAACUAUCUCCCGGAGGUUCUUCAGUUCAAUCCGGAGGGUUGACUACUCGUGAGAUCGAUCAAAUCUUCGAGGAGAAGGGAAAAGUUGUAGGGAUGGGAUCUAUUAGAGACGUCCCGAGUGCUUCGUCAUCCGCACCACACCGCCGAGGACCAGAAGAUGAUCCAGUCGUUCUACGGGCCAAGAUUGCAACUUUAGAGGAGUCUCAAACCGCAUAUCACCAGGAAGUUCAGGAGGAGCUUUUGGAGUAUGACUCCAUCUUCGAUAUCAUUGCCCUCUCAAUCCCAGAUGUUGCAAAUGCCUUGUGA